CAUUCUUUGCUUCUUCACAUCUAACAUUUUCUCACUCUCACAAAGCAAAACACAGAGUAAAGUAACUAUGAAGCUAAUGAACAACCAGAGUUUGAAGAGAAACCAGUUUAUGAAAUGGGGAAAGCAGAUAGGAAGCUCAACUACGGCUUCGGCAACGCUAGUAAACUCAGAGGACAGAACUACGGUAGUGGCGUUUGCGUUCUCAUGUUGUGGGAAGCCUCCUCGUGUUCUCCUGAAGCAGUUUGUUUGGAGGUUAAAAUCGCGUUUGAGGUUGUCGAGGAAGAGUGAUCAUAAUAACAAUAUUCAGUAUAGCUAUGAUCUCCGGAGCUAUCAUCUGAACUUCGACGACGGUUGGUCUAGUCGAUGGUGAUUCCAAACAAACAAAAUUUAUUAACAUAUAAGGAGCCUUUGUUUUUCAUAUUUGUGUAUAUACUUAGAAUGUUGAUCUGGAAACUAUGUUUUGAUUAUAUAUUUGUGUUUUCUUGCGUGAAAAAUUGCAAGGUCUGCUAAUUUUUCAUCAAUAUGCUUUGUAAUUUGUAUAGUUGUUGAUCCAAAUGCAUUUUCUAUUUGAUCCAAGUACAUGUCAAAUAUGGAAAACAGAGCGAUAAAUAUGCUAACACUUCGAAGAUUAGAGGAAGUUAAUAGUACAUAACCAUUGAUCUCCCCUGACCACGCAAUAUACCAACAACACUAUCAUACUACUAUCAAAUCAUAUAUGCAAAAUCUGAUGCCAAAUACUACUAAUAUAUGUUAUACUCUGCUUCUCAUACUAAAAGCUGAGAAAUUUCAAUGUAACAGAGAGCUAGAGGUUAUACUUGGUAUCACAAUUAGUGCUUUGAAAUGUGUAAAAACUGGUAAUAUGAUCAUCUUAAUUUUGUGAUUUCAAAAGAAAAAAAAUUGUGAUUUCCUACCAGUGUAUUUAAUGUUAUUUACAGUUGGUAUUUGACAUCUUGGUGUCGUUUUUUUAUUUGGUACUUCAGAUUUUCUAGAAUUGAAUUGUGGCAGUAUAAUAAAUUUUACUUUUAAAAUAUUUCAAGUUUAUUGGAGAUGGUAAUCUUGAGAGCAAAGUGGAAAUCAUCACUGUCAUUUGAUUAUUUAUGAAGUAAUCAAAACAGUUACCUAACAAAUGUCUCCACUAUGUUAUCACUCAAACCCAACUCCUAAGUUAGAAAGAGAAUCAGAGAUGUCAGAAUAAUCGUUUGAGUUUUGUUUUUCAAUUUAUAAUUCACAUACUUGCAUCGAAUUUGAGUUAUAAUCCUAUACCAACACUAGUACAAACCACUAAUCAUCUCAACUUUUAUUUGCAAAAUUCGAAACGAAACUAUUAUUAUUUCCAAAUAGUUCGAAACAUGAAUGAUCGUUUCCAAUCUUAUCUUAAAUUCAUGAUCGUUCGGACACGAAUACCAGUUAAGUUAUAGAUAAGCUAGACAGAGAAGAUGCAUCUUUUUCAAAUAAUUCUAGCAUCGAAACAGAAGUGUUUAAUGAUAACGUGAAGACGAACACCAUCAAUGUUUUAAGCAGGUUAAGCCAUUCAAAGAAAUCACAACAUGUUAUAAGAAUCCAAAUCCGACAAAACCACAAUAGAAACUAGUAAAAGAAAA
This is a messenger RNA of Raphanus sativus (radish), 1601 nucleotides long. RefSeq lists its product as uncharacterized. The transcript has a single exon. Lineage: Eukaryota; Viridiplantae; Streptophyta; Magnoliopsida; Brassicales; Brassicaceae. The coding region runs from base 68 to 370 and encodes 100 amino acids. The record is from RefSeq and is a predicted model, not a curated record.